Messenger RNA from Carassius auratus (goldfish), 2220 nucleotides. It is a transcript of the gene harbi1, whose product is annotated as harbinger transposase derived 1. The transcript is spliced from 2 exons. Bases 1606 to 2070 code for a protein of 154 amino acids. NCBI's taxonomy places the organism in Eukaryota, Metazoa, Chordata, Actinopteri, Cypriniformes, Cyprinidae. The record is from RefSeq and is a predicted model, not a curated record.
GCCCACUGCUCCUGGUGUGUGUUCACAGUGUGUUCACUUCUCACUGCUGUGUUUGUGAACUUGGAUGGGUGAAAUGCAGAGCACCAAUUCACUGCUAUGCUGAUGACACUCAACUCUACCUCUCGAUCCAUCCUGAUGAAUCGAUGAAAGCUGCUCGCAUCUCAGCUUGUCUAACAGACAUUUCUUGCUGGAUUAUGGACCAUCACCUUCAACUCAACCAUGCCAAUACAGAACAGCUUGUGGUUCCAGAAAACCCAUAAUUUCAUCACAAUUUCACCAUCCAGUUAGGCACAUCAACCAUUACUCCUUCAAAAACAGCCAGAAACCUUGGAGUUAUGAUUGAUGAUCAGCUAACUUUCUCAGACCACAUUGCUAAAACUGUUCGGUCCUGCAGAUUUGCUUAAUUCAACAUCAAGAAGAUCAGACCCUUACUUUCGGUACAUGCUUCACAAAUCCUUGUUCAAGCUCUUGUUCUGUCCAGGCUGGACUAUCGCAGUGCUCUCUUCCAGCCAAUUGUAUCAAACAAUUAAUCCAAAACUGCAAGAUGAAUCUUUAAUGAGCCGAAAAGAACGCAUGUCAAAUCACUGUUUAUCAAUUUGCACUGGCUGCCAAUAGAUGCUCGCAUAAAAUUCAAGGCAUUAAUGUUUGCAUUCAAAACCACCACUGGCUCUGCACCCCUUUACCUUAAUUCACUACUUCAGAAUUUUUCAAUAACUGUUCCCUCCUGGUGGAUUGACCUGCCCAAGUCCGAGUCCUUGGCCAUCUUAAGUUACUUUGGAUAAAAAUGUUUGCUAAAUGACUAUAAUAAUAUAUAUAAUAUUGUGUGUGUAACUACACAAACACACACAUGAACAAUGUACAUGUGUGCAAAAGUAAUAUUUGUUGUUUUCAUCCACUACUAUAUAAUUUUACCCAACUAUGAUGACUUCUGCUUCUGAGAAGCCCAGAAAUGUCAAAAUGUGGAUGUAUCAUGUUUUAGUUAUUGACAUGGCAUUACAUGACACUAGAUGACAUUCACAUGUGCCAUUUGCCCACAGGUCCUCUGGAGUAUGUGGAAUGGUAAUCUCUAUUGCUAUCCUAGACUGUGAUCUGCUGCUGCAUGGCCGGGGGCACAAAACACUUGAUCGAUUUGAUAUCGAGACAGUGACGGAUUAAUUUCUGUUGACAACAUUCGGCUUCCCACGUGAGUUCAUUUAUUACCUAGUGGAACUGCUAAAGGACAGCUUGUUGAGACGGAGACAGAGGUCACGAACCAUCAGCCCAGAUGUUCAGAUACUCGCAGCCCUGGGAUUCUACACAACCGGGUCCUUCCAGAGCAAGAUGGGAGAUGCCAUCGGCAUCAGCCAGGCCUCCAUGAGCCGUUGUGUUUCUAACGUCACUUAAGCUGAUUGAGAAAGCACCAGAGUUUAUUGGCUUCACUAGGGAUGAGGCCACCAGGCAGCAGUCUAAAGAGGAGUUUUACCGAAUAGCAAGAAUUCCUAAUGUCUUGGGAGUAGUGGACUGUGCGCAUGUAGCCAUCAAAGCUCCAAAUGCAGAUGACUCUUCCUAUGUAAAUAAAAAAGGAUUUCACUCAAUCAAUUGCCAAUUAGUUUGCGAUGCCAGAGGAUGCUGCUGAGCGCUGAGACACAUUGGCCAGGUAGUCUGACAGAUGGAGCUGUCUUUAAGCAAUACAGUGUGGCAAAGCUGUUUGAAGAGCAAGACAAUGACGAAGGUUGGCAUUUAGGUGACAAUCGUUACCCUAUAAAAAAGUGGCUGAUGACCCCAGUGCAGAAUCCGGAGUCCCCUGCUGACUACCGCUAUAACCUGGCUCACACAACGACACACGAGAUAGUGGACCGCACAUUCAGAGCCAUUCAGACACGUUUCCGAUGCCUGGAUGGGGCAAAAGGUUACCUGCAGUAUUCUCCAGAGAAAUGCUCACAUAUCAUCCAGGCCUGCUGUGGGCUACAUAAUAUUUCUCUGCAGUCUGGCCUCGAUGCCUGGACAUUUGAGAGGACUGAGGCCACAGACCAAUCAGGGGAGGAUAUUGCUUCCACUGACACAGUCGACCCAGAGGCUCUCAGAGUUUGACAGGAACUCAUCCAAAAUCAUUUUAGCUUAGAUGAAAAUGGAAUUCAACAUUCAUUUUUUUAUUUUAAAGAUACAAAUGCUAUUGUCUUCCUGUAUGCUAACAUUUUGUUAACGAAUAUUCCACCAAAAAUAAAUAAAUAAAUAAAUAAU